Molecule: messenger RNA, 1428 nt
Organism: Tinamus guttatus (white-throated tinamou)
Lineage: Eukaryota; Metazoa; Chordata; Aves; Tinamiformes; Tinamidae
Source: RefSeq, a predicted model, not a curated record
AUGGGACUUGGCGCUCUUGCUCAGGAGCGCACCCAGCCCUGGAGGCCACGGCUGGCCCAGGCCCACGACAGUUCGGACCUUCCUCCCUCACAGGCCCCUGCCUGGGGAGCCCGGAACGCGGCGCUCUGGGCCCGGUGCUGCCGCCCUGCGGGCUGCGGAGGGCGCCGGGCAGGGCGGAACUGCGGGGCAGGCGGAACUGCGGCGCCAGGGCUGGCGGCGGAGCUGGCGCGCCUGAACCGCGAGAAGCAGAAGGACGAGAAGAUGAGGCAGCAAGUGAGAGAGAACAGUCUUGAACUUCGAGAGUUAGAAAAAAGGCUAAAAUCUGCCUAUAUGAAUAAAGAAAGAGCUGCACAGAUUGCUGAAAAAGAAGCUAUCGAAUAUGAGAAAAUGAAACGUGAGGCUGAAAUAGCCCAAAAAAUGAGGGAAGAGUAUGACAGGGUGACAAAAGAAGAAAGUUCUGCAGAGCUGAGGCGAAACAAAGAGAAGAGGAUGUAUCAGCAAGAACUGGAGAAACAGCUCGAGGAGCAAGAGAGGAAGAAGCAGGAUGCUUAUGAAGAGUUUCUAAAAGAGAAACUCAUGAUUGAUGAAAUAGUAAGGAAGAUCUAUGAGGAAGACCAAAUGGAAAAGCAGCUUAAGCUAGAAAAAAUGAGAGCAACACAGGCAUAUAUUGAAGAAUUUAAAAAAGAACAAGCUCUCUGGAGAAGGAGGAAACGGGAAGAGAUGGAAGAAGAAAAUAGGAAAAUCGUGGAGUUUGCCAACAUGCAGCGGCAACGAGAAGAAGAUCGAAUGGCUAAAGUUCGGGAAAGUGAGGAGAAAAAACAAAGACUUCAAAGCAUGAUUGCCCAGAGCCUGAAAAGGGAACAGCAGAAACGUGAAGAACUGGAACAAGUACGACAAGAGCUGCAUGAGGAGGAACAAGCCGAGAUGGACAGGAAGAAGGAGAUGGAAGAAAUUGAAAAGAGAAUAAGGCAACGUAUAGACUUAAGGCAAACAUAUGAAGAGCAAUUGGCUUUAAAGAAGAUAGUGCAACAAGCUAUGCAAGAAGAGGAAGAAGCCUUCAGACAAGAGAUGUUGGCCAAAUUUGCAGAGGACGAUCGUAUCGAACAGAUGAACGCUCAGAAACGAAGAAUGAAACAGCUUGAACACAGAAGGGCUGUGGAAAAACUUAUUGAAGACCGCCACAAACAAUUUCUGGCAGACAAGGAACGUGAAUUUGAAGAAAGGCAGUUAGAAGAGAGAAGACAAGAAAACAUUCGUUUAAUUGUUGAAGAAGAGAGACAGAAACUCCUGAAAGAGCAUGCAUCUAAGUUACUAGGUUAUCUUCCUAGAGGAAUACUCAAAGAUGAAGACGACGUUAACAUGCUUGGGGAGGAAUUUAGGCUGGCCUAUCAGAAGAGAAGUGGCAACACGUCUCCAGCAGAGCACUGA